CACUGAUGCACAGUGAUAGGCGGCACUGACUGGCACUGAUUGGCAGCACUGAUAGGUGGCACUGACUGGCAUUGAUAGGUGGCACUGACUGGCACUGAAAGGCAGCUCAGAUGGGCACUGAUAUGUGGGAUUGAUGUGGCACUGAAAUGUGGUACUGAUGUGGCACUGAUGGGCACUGGCAGGUGCCAUGGAUGAGCACAGAGCUGGCACUGAUGGACACGGACAGGUGGCGCUGCUGGGGCUAUACAGAUCAUCAGGGCACACUGAUCAUCAGUGCUUUGAUGAUCUGUAUAGAUGUUCCCACCGAGGAAUGCCGAUUACUGGCUCUCCUCUCCUCUGUCAGUGUGACAGCUCUGAUCCUCUGUGUCUGAGGGAC
This is a messenger RNA of Staurois parvus, 376 nucleotides long. The record is from the annotation of a GenBank genome assembly. NCBI's taxonomy places the organism in Eukaryota, Metazoa, Chordata, Amphibia, Anura, Ranidae.